AUGGACCCAAUGGAGAAAAAGUUGGCUGAAUAUCGGGCCCGCAAAGCCCGAGAGGAGAAAAUCAACGAAAUAAAAGUAAAAACGAAAAACUUUUUCGAUGGUUUUUGGAAGAAACGGCCGAAGACGCCUGAACCAAGCCCUGCUGAGAAAGAGGCUUUGGUGCCCCCCAGCCCCUCUGAAGAGUACCCCGAAGAUGCGUCCAGUGUGUGUAGCGAUGAUGAGAGUAUUGACUGUUUUUCAUAUGUCGAUUUGUUUUAUUAUUUGUUGUGGUUUGGACUUUGGGUCGUUUUGUAUGUGAUAUUCAUUGAGUUUCAGUUCGGAACUGUUUUUCUUAUUGUUUCCGCUAUCGUUUUCAUGUACGUGAACACUAGGACUGGGCCUAGGAAAGUCGGGGAAGUUAGUGCAUACUCGGUGUUCAAUAAGAAUUGCGAAAGCAUUGAUGGGACUUUGAAGGCUGAACAGUUUGAGAGGGAGAUAAGGUACGGACCUGCUGUGGUUCAUUAAGGGCGAAAAAAUAACAAAAACGUGCUGUGAUAUCAUUAAUAUUAAAUUAUUAUUUAUAAAAGCAAGAAUAACCCCUAGUAACUGUCUCUUGUUCAUGUAUCAGACGGGGCCACAUUUUUUAUUACUUAAUUACACAAAUUGUACUAUUAUUUGCAUUUAUUUUAAUAAACGAUAUAAAUAAAUAUGA
Messenger RNA from Tribolium castaneum (red flour beetle), 691 nucleotides. RefSeq names its product SAYSVFN motif domain containing 1 (gene Saysd1). Bases 1 to 504 code for a protein of 167 amino acids. The transcript is spliced from 2 exons. The record is from RefSeq and is a predicted model, not a curated record. Lineage: Eukaryota; Metazoa; Arthropoda; Insecta; Coleoptera; Tenebrionidae.